Ruditapes philippinarum (Manila clam) is the source of this 394-nucleotide messenger RNA. RefSeq names its product turripeptide OL11-like. The record is from RefSeq and is a predicted model, not a curated record. Lineage: Eukaryota; Metazoa; Mollusca; Bivalvia; Venerida; Veneridae. Bases 116 to 349 code for a protein of 77 amino acids. The transcript has 3 exons. Gene Ontology annotation, molecular function: protein binding.
GCAAUAAAAUUUCGUACAUCUUACUUGACAAGUACAUUUCUUAUAAAUACCACUCCCUCAGCCGAACAAAACGUAUUUCUUUUUAAAGCAUCUUCAAGAGAAGGGGUGUGACAAAAUGUUGUUUAAAUUCGGCAUUUAUUUUCUUCUGUUUAGUUGUAUAAUGUUGAAAGGUAAGACCGAGGGUCGUCAUGUAGGCACAGCCGAUCAUAGAUGUUGUUUUUUCUGUCUUGCGGUGUGGAAUCCGGUAUGUGGAACAGAUGGGAAAACCUAUGGUAAUAGGUGCGAGUUUAGGAGAGGAAAAUGCCUGAAUGAAAAAUUGAGGAUUGCAUACCCUGGAGAAUGUGUUUAAAAUGCUUGAAAACUGGUGAAGCAAAUAAAUGUUCCAAAAGGAAAA